Molecule: messenger RNA, 1267 nt
Organism: Chrysoperla carnea
Lineage: Eukaryota; Metazoa; Arthropoda; Insecta; Neuroptera; Chrysopidae
Gene: eve
Product: segmentation protein even-skipped
Exons: 3
Coding region: 122-1231 (369 amino acids)
Biological process (GO): regulation of transcription by RNA polymerase II
Cellular component (GO): nucleus
Molecular function (GO): RNA polymerase II cis-regulatory region sequence-specific DNA binding; DNA-binding transcription factor activity, RNA polymerase II-specific
Source: RefSeq, a predicted model, not a curated record
UAUUUAUCGAUUUUUUUUUGCUUCCAAAAUAUUUGUGUUUACGAGAAAGUUUUUGUAUCAAAAAUUUUUAAGUGUUUUUCAUUAUUAAGAGUGUAACCGAAAAAAAAAUUAAGUGAAAAUCAUGCAAGGUUAUAGAAAUUCAUAUUCAAAUGUGGAUCAUCAUGGAUCUGGAACAAAUGGAUCAACAAUUGUUGUGGAUUUAGUUCCUCCAGGAUAUCAUCCAUUACAACAUCAUUCCCAUCAAGAAUCACCACCACGAUCUCCGGAAAGUACGGGAAUGAUGUAUGAAAAAUCUGUUAAUAUUAAAGGUGAAACAUGCCUUAGUUCCGAUUUAUCAUCGAACAACAGCGCUAACUCCAACAAUAAUAACAAUAAUAACGAUGCCAAUAAUGCAGCAAUCCGUCGGUAUCGAACAGCUUUCACACGUGAACAACUUGCUCGCUUAGAGAAGGAAUUCUUUAAAGAGAAUUAUGUAAGCCGUCCACGACGAUGUGAACUUGCCGCACAACUUGGUUUACCAGAAUCUACCAUCAAGGUUUGGUUCCAAAACCGUCGUAUGAAAGAUAAGCGUCAACGCAUGGCAUUAGCAUGGCCUUAUGCAGCUGUAUACACUGAUCCAGCAUUUGCAGCUUCAUUAUUACAUGCUGCAGCCGCAGCUUUACCUCCUGCACCACAUCCAGCUAUGUAUCAUCCAGCAACGUAUCCACGUUACACAACAUAUCCAGGUGCAGGCGCAACAGUACCUGGAUUUGGCCCAUCAUCAUAUUUACCAGCAUUCCCUGGUUUACAUCAAGAUGCAAUGCAUCCUGGAUUCUUCCAUAAAGAUUCAGCGAAUGCAGCUGCACAAAAUCAACAAACAGCUAAUUCAAAUGCCGCUGUUCAAGCUAUGUUACAACAACAGUUUAAUUUACCAUUAACACCAGGACAUCAUAAAACAAUGAAUGCAUUUAGCUCCGCGUCGUCGGGUCAAUUACCUGGUGCUGCUAUGUUAUUACAUCAUAAUACAACAACACCUCCACCAUAUACCACGACCAGUUCACCUGACUUAUCCGAUUCAAAUCCAAGUCCACCAGCACCUGGUGUAAUGGCGCAACAACAAUCUGCUGGACAUCAUCAUCAAGGUUUAUUAGUGCCUGCUACAUCAAUUUCACCUGCAUCUCCUGUACAUUGUACAAAUUUAUCACAAAGUGAUAAACCGAAAUUAUUUAAACCGUAUAAAACCGAAGUGUAAAUAGAAAAAUUUGCUCAUUUCUUGUAUUAUUGUUGA